This is a messenger RNA of Branchiostoma belcheri (Belcher's lancelet), 538 nucleotides long. RefSeq lists its product as uncharacterized. Gene Ontology annotation, molecular function: calcium ion binding. The transcript has 4 exons. Bases 1 to 381 code for a protein of 126 amino acids. The record is from RefSeq and is a predicted model, not a curated record. NCBI's taxonomy places the organism in Eukaryota, Metazoa, Chordata, Leptocardii, Amphioxiformes, Branchiostomatidae.
AUGACAACACGGGAUUGGUGCCUGUCCGUCCUGACCCUGAUGGUGAUAAUGGACGCCUUUGGUCAGCAGUGCGUCGGUCGGCUCUACGCCGGUCAGCUGAUUCGCGUGGGGAAAUCUGGAGUAUGGAAGCGGCCGGCGAGAAGGCCACCGUUUAGCAGGACGUACGACAUAGACACUGACGGGAGACUGUCGGCUGCCGAGUGGCGCCGCGUGGAGGACAUGUUAUCAGGGUUGUCUGCUGCAGAGAUCUUCUCUCUUCUGGACCGGAACGAUGACGGUUGGCUGAACAAGUCCGAGUUCAACAACUGGAAACAACGUCUUGGCAUCAAGAACGGGAAGACGGCCUGGCCACUGGUACACAAACGCCUGAUUGGAGCUUAGAAUGACAGAUCUAGUCUCCACCAGACCCCUUUGCAGGCUGAAUAAAUAGCAGAAAUCAUUCAAAUGGUUUAUUUUCAACCGACUUCGCAGCACCAGGCUUAAUUUCGUCAAUUGUAACAUUCAUUCAAAAACAUUAUACAUCAAUUAUAAAAUCGUU